Aspergillus pseudotamarii is the source of this 2106-nucleotide messenger RNA. RefSeq lists its product as uncharacterized. Lineage: Eukaryota; Fungi; Ascomycota; Eurotiomycetes; Eurotiales; Aspergillaceae. The transcript is spliced from 2 exons. The coding region runs from base 1 to 2106 and encodes 701 amino acids. The record is from RefSeq and is a predicted model, not a curated record.
AUGGAGUUCCCAUAUCGCCCAAAAAAAUACGCCCUAAACGCACCCCCGCCAAUACCGCCCCGACCACCUCGUCCAGAAGACAAUAUAAAUCGUCCUCCACCGUUGCCUCCUCGGAUACCGCAAAAUAACUCGCAAAACAUCGCUCCACCUCUCGAGGCUCCGUACCCUCCGCCACCUCCAUAUCAGGGAGAAGCCACCCCUCAACAAGGGGUCCAUUAUCCAGCUCCGUAUCAUGCGGCACAGCGACCGCAGCCUUGGCCUCGGACACAAUCAACACCCCUCCACGAUACUCCACAGGCUCGUUCCACGCCUUCAGUGUCCCGUCCGUGGUUUCCGCCACCUCCGUCGCAGGCGCCUUUCUCCGAGAAUAGCUACCGUGAUACGUCGUCUCCCGGGGGGCACAGUAACCACCAGGGUUCGGUGCCACCGCCGCCGUACUCGCGCCCCCCUUCUUCCCAGCAACGAAGCUCUCCAACGACAAAAUGUCACCAGGAGGACAUGUCAUCGGCUCCGACUGGUUUUAAUACCGCGCGCAGCUCCUACCCUGAUCACGAACAGAAGGACCAGACACGCUCUGACGCCGGUGUAUUACGACGAAGCAUGCAAUAUGACCCGCCCGCGAAAUUCAUCUUGAAGAGGUGUCCGUCAACGAAUUAUAAUUUGAUGUGCUCUGGCACAUGGUAUAUACUACCUGAAGCCCCAGAAUUCCGCAUUUGCACGUAUUGCUACGAGACACACAUUCAGGGUUCAUCGUUGCAAACAAGCUUCCACCCGUGGAUCUCGCCCGCCGGUGCCAGCAUAUAUUGCCUCUUCAGCUCGCCUCGUAUCGAACACCAUUUGUGGCCCCGAGCCUUGCAAUCAGGUAGUGUCCAGGAGCUGUUGUGGUUCUUUCGUCAUCGCGCCACAAUAAGGAACUGCGAUGGGACAAAAGGCGUCGGCGGAUCAGAAAACGUGAAGUGGUAUAGCCCUAAAGACACCAGCAGACUUCCAUCUUUCAUCGCUUGUCAGGCUUGUUAUGAGGAUGUAAUUACGGGUACGGCUCUAUAUUCUCAGUUCGAAGAGCAUCAAGAGAAGCAACUACAGGGGCAGAUAUGGGCGUGUGAUAUUGCUAUAGACUUCAUUCGAAGAUUGCUCACCAACACUCAAUCAUGGCCGCAGUUUUCGACCGAGGCUGCACGCCAUCUGGGCCUUCCGGAAUGCGAGAAAAACGGGGCGGUCAUGAGCGGCUCCUCGCGGCAGUGGUAUGAGCUUCGCGAUCGAGCCCUGGGAAUUGCUGUCUGUGAGCGCUGUUACCGCAACUUUGCGAGUAAGACCGAUUUUGAAUCCCACUUCCAACCCUUGCGACAGCCGCCAAGGGAGCAGCAAUGCAUCCUUGGGUUCUGGCAGGCACGGGUCCUUUGGGAUGAGGCGCUUGAGCGGAAGGACUUUUCGCUAUGGCGACGCACAAUCAUAGAACAUGUGCAAGCUCCGCCUUGUAGCUCGCAGGCAAAGCCCGGCGCGCAGAUGUAUCAACUCAACCAUGGCGUUGACAACUUCGACGUCUGCCAGAGCUGCUACAUUGGUUUCCUGAAGCCACACGGUCUAGACAAAUGGUAUGGCACAGAGGACUGCCGCAUCUGCCUCGCGUGCUACGAGGAGGUCGUGCGUGGCAGUGAGAUCGCUCGACAACUCCCUCCCACACCCGAAAUCAUCCCGGGUGAGAGUCACUGUGACUUAUACUCACCGCGAAUGCGCCGCAAGUGGGCUGAGGCGUGUGCCAAGCGGGACCUCGCCUCGUUUCUGGCGUUUGCCGCAUAUCGCAGGACCAUCUAUGAGCAAACGGUCCCUGAAAUGCGGAAUCUUGUCGCAAUGGCGCAGUUCAAUCUCAAUAUGCAAAAGAUGUACAACACAUCUUCGUCCUUCUAUUAUAACAUGAACGGGAUGACAGCCUCCACGUAUAAUCCCUACAUUAGUUAUGGGGCUCCUGGAAUCCCACACAGAUUCGAAACACCUUGGGGUGUCGAGGGAGCACAGCUGGGGCAGAGGGCUCAAGGAUAUGCGCAGGGGAUCAGCGCUGACACGGCAAGAGUCGCGCAAUUACAGGCGGCCUGGAAUCUGGUUGAGUAA